Molecule: messenger RNA, 2140 nt
Organism: Laetiporus sulphureus 93-53
Lineage: Eukaryota; Fungi; Basidiomycota; Agaricomycetes; Polyporales; Laetiporaceae
Product: DEAD-domain-containing protein
Exons: 9
Coding region: 26-2050 (674 amino acids)
Cellular component (GO): nucleolus
Molecular function (GO): nucleic acid binding; ATP binding
Source: RefSeq, a predicted model, not a curated record
GAAAUCUCCUCUACCAGAGCCGGGCAUGGCCUCUAAUGCAUAUGCUGGAACAUGGGCUUCGCUACCGACCACGCUGACACCUUGGAUCCUGGAUGUCAUUCAGUCACUUGGAUUCGCCCAAAUGACCCCAGUGCAAGCUUCCACCAUACCACUAUUUAUGAAGCACAAGGACGUCGUCGUGGAAGCCGUCACCGGUUCCGGGAAGACUCUCGCGUUUGUAAUACCUGUGGUGGAGCAGCUCAUUCGCAGAGAGAAAAGAUUGAAGCGGAAUGAGAUUGGUGCGCUGAUCAUCAGUCCAACAAGAGAGUUAGCAACCCAGAUCCACUCAGUGUUCUCCAUCUUUUUUGCAAGCCAACCCUCUAAGGUCCCCAAUGAAACCAAUGAUGAUGCUGUUGAAGCUGGCAGUUCUCACUUUUCCGAGGUGACAUAUCCCCCACCCCUUCUCAUAGUUUCUUCGGAAUCCUCGCCAGCCCAGGACGUUCAACAAUUCAUAUCGACAGGAGCCGACAUCGUAAUCGGCACGCCUGGUCGAAUAGAAGAGUUUUUAUUGGGUAAAGGCAAGGACAUCGUGAAUGCCAAAGAGUUGGAAGUGCUGGUACUUGACGAGGCUGAUCGACUGCUCGAUCUUGGCUUCCAUGCUACACUGACACGCAUAUUAACGCACCUACCAAAGCAACGUCGUACAGGCCUCUUUAGCGCCACUAUGACUGAUGCGGACGCGAUGUCUGAAUUAGUCCGUGUAGGGCUCCGAAAUCCUGCGCGUAUCGUAGUGAAAGUACAGACAAAAAAAGCAAAAGUCAAGCACAACGAAGGGCAUUCUCAAGCGAAGCGGGAAUUAGGGGAUGUAAUUGAAGAGCGACGAAUACCUGCCAGUCUACAGAAUCUCUGUAUGAUUUGCAAAUCGUCCGAAAAGCUCCUGCAGCUGGCGCGGAUUAUAUCUUUUGAGGUGACACGGCAACAAUCUUCAAGAUUCAUUGUGUAUUUCUCGACGUGUGCAUGCGUCGAGUACUUCUAUCGCAUUCUAACUCCAUUCCUACCACCCAAUACCAAACUGUACUCGUUGCAUGGUCAUCUGCCACCGGCAACACGUGAACGCACGCUGUCCAGUUUUGCGUCUUCAGUCGCUCUGCCCUUGUCGCCUUCUGUAUUACUAGCCACCGAUGUCGCCGCGCGAGGUUUGGAUAUUCCCGAUGUGGACGUUGUAUUACAGUUUGAUCCUCCAUCGGAUACGAAAUCCUUCUCGCAUCGCUGCGGACGUACGGCUCGGGCUGGACGAAGCGGGAAGGCUUGGGUCUUGUUGGUAGGUCGGGAGGCUGACUACGUGGACUUUUUAUCUAUUCGGAAGAUACCUCUUAUCGAACGGAAGCCGUUUCGUGAAGAUGGCAGCGCCUAUGACGAUCCCGCUGAACCGGAAGAUGAGAAUGUCUCCGCCAUGCAAGAGCAGAUCAGGCAGGUGCUGCUGACUGAUCGGGGUCUGCACGACAAGGCUGUGAAAGCGUUCGUGUCGUUCGUUCGGGCAUAUUCGAAGCAUGAAGCUUCGUACAUAUUCCGAGUCAAGGAUCUGGACCUUGUUGGCGUCGCCAAGAGCUAUGGACUGCUGAGGUUGCCGCGAAUGCCGGAGUUAAGUGACUCAUUCAGAGACAGUUGGAAAGACGCUGAAGUCGAUUGGGAUUCGUACGCAUACAGCGAUAAGCAACGUGAGGCGAAGAGGUUAGCAGAACUCGCCAACCGUGCCGCCUCCGAGUUGGAUGUGAAGAGGCGCAGGGAAAAACACGCGGAGAAAAGGAAGACCAACGCUGCGUGGAGCGAUAACGUUUCCAGAAAAGACGAGCGCUUGAAGAGGAAGGAGAAAAGGGACAGAAAGAGAAAGUGGCAAAAAGCGAAUCAAAAAGAGAAAACAGAGUCGAAGGGCUCAAGGCGAAGUCGAGAUGAUGCGGCCCCCGCGUGUGAUGAUGAGGAUGAUUGGGAAAGGGAAGAGCGCAUGGCGAAGAAGGUCAAGCGCGGCGUCCUCAGCAAGGAGGAAUUUGACGGAGAGUUCAAUGUGAUAUAGUAUAACACGUCAUCAUUGUAUCUGUAUACAAUACCCCCUCGUACACUUGCUAGUUUCACAACAAUGCUGAAACGUCGACGACACGACCAG